Molecule: messenger RNA, 3699 nt
Organism: Thalassophryne amazonica
Lineage: Eukaryota; Metazoa; Chordata; Actinopteri; Batrachoidiformes; Batrachoididae
Product: receptor-type tyrosine-protein phosphatase N2-like
Exons: 23
Coding region: 202-3264 (1020 amino acids)
Biological process (GO): protein dephosphorylation
Cellular component (GO): secretory granule
Molecular function (GO): protein tyrosine phosphatase activity
Source: RefSeq, a predicted model, not a curated record
GUAUUUAACUGUGGGUGUCUUGACACACUGAGGUCAGAAACGCACUGCAUCGUCCUCACCAUCAUCCACCGCUCGGCUGUCCUCCUCCUCCUGCCGCGGAGCAGCCUUCUGAACUGGAUUAAAGACGAACCGAACCCCCGGUGAAGAAGGAAAAAGAGGGGGAAAUGUCCUUUUUCCGCUGAGAGUAGAAGCUGAGGAGUCAUGGAUCCUGUUUUCUUCUUCUUCCUUCUCUUCGCUUCUCAGAGCCGCUUCUCUGCUUCUGCUGACAGGAGACUCGGUUGCCUGUUUGAGAAUGAGCUGUGUGCACCCUAUGAGAUUUGUGUCAAUGAUGGCAUGUUUGGGCGGUGUCACUCUGUACCUGUGAAAGAGGUGUACACGUAUGACGUCUCUCCGUCUGUUGUGCAGCAUUUUAGGAUGCUGCUGGAGAAGCUCUCUAACAGAGGCUUAACCUGGGAAGAUGACACCACACAACAGGUUCUGUCCAAAGAAUUGUCCAAACUCAGGAGGAUUCCCUACAGGCCACUCCAGAAAGGCUCCGCCUACAGCACCGACAGCAGGCCUGCAGCUGAAGCUCUGGAUCCACAGGACCACAAGGUGAAGCCGGUGGAAGUGGAGCUGAACAAGAACCUUCAGCUGUACCUCGAACGACUCGGCCUCCUCCCCAAAACCGUUGCUGCCUCCGGCCUGGACGUCGCUGGAAAGAGCCACCAUUUCCAGUCCGAUUUUCUUCCAGACUUCCAUCGUUCCAAGACCCUGACUGGUUCUCAGAAGUCACCUCCUUCUGGCUUCUCUUCCCUUUCUUCUCUCCGACCUUUGCUGAAGCAGCGACCUGCACCCCCCAGGCUGCACGGACCUCAGGCUGAUGGCGACCUCCUCCUGGACGCCCUGAGGCAGUAUGUCUCACGGCAGGAGUCCCUGCACAGAGAGCAGGAGGGCCCCAAGCAGCAGAAGACCCCCACGUCUCGCCUCAGGCCCUUCUACAGUAACUCUAUCGAAGCGUCUGGCCUUCAAAAAGAACCUCCAAAAUCCAGGAUUCUGAAAAUGGGACGGAAUCAGGGAGCGCCAGUCAAAGAUCCGCUGACGUCCGUGGAUGAGAGGUUCAUCCAGAAGGUUCUGAAGAAUGUUGACAGGGAGAACGUGGACGUGGAUGACCUGACUCCGCAUGACCUGGACCAGCUGUCCAGUCUGAUAGCCGACGCUCUGCAGGUAGUUGAACAAGACCAGGUGUCAAAUGGGGGGCAGAUGCGAGUUAGAACUGGACCAAGAGACCUGGAGGAAGAGCUGAGGGAAGCUGAAGAGAACAGCCCAGUGGUGAAGAUUCAGGAGAAGACUGCGUCACCACCGGCAGCACUUCAAGGUCACGACAUGGAUACAAAAGGACACGGUAUGAAGGACAAGGCUGAGAGUGGAAGCCUCUUCUCUAAACUCCUCGCCUAUCUGGACAAUACGUCACUCACCAUGUCUCUGCCAAUGAAAAACCAGAAUGAUGUCAUCAUGGAGACACCUAGAAGCCAACAGGUGGGCCUGGAAAAUGUCCAAAGUCGGACCAGCCAAGCGGGCGUGACAGUGCAGAAAAAAGACACCACCCAGUCUGUGGAGGAGGUGUCAGAGGUGCAGGGCUGGAUCAAGGAAGUGGCGCCCCCUCCUGCUUCAGUUGUCCAUGAGGUGACGCACAAGAAGCCGAUGCAAGUUCCAGAGCUCCGCCUGGACGUGAAAGCCAACAAGAAGGCCACCAAUGAUGUCUUUGGUUACGUCAUCACAGACACAGAUGGGCUCCAGACAGACGAAGGUCUCCACCUGAUGGAGAUUCUGGCUCGCAGAGCCAAUAUCCAGAUGACUGACUUCGCUGAGCUUUCGGUUGUGGGCCCCGCGGUGACCUUCAAAGUGAGCCUGAACACACGGAACGUUAGCACAGCAGAUGUGGCCAACGUAGCAGUUCAGCAGAAAUCUUCUCUAGAGAAAGAAGCCAAACUCAGCAUCCUGGAGGCUGGCGUCACAGAUGAGAGCCAGAUCAACCAGAUUCCGACCAAGUACAGCCAAGCCGAGUCUACCAAGUUCCUCAUCCUCACCGUCGUGUCCAUCUUGUGCAUCGUUGGCGUGCUCUUGGCCUCCACCAUGGUCUACUGCCUCCGCCAUCGAUCUCACCACAAGCUGAAAGAGAAGCUCACCAACCUGGGAACAGAUACUAGCAGUGAUGCUACUGCCACCUAUCAGGAGCUCUGUCGGCAGCGCAUGGCGGUCAAACCCCCAGCCGAGCGUCCAGAGCCCAUCUCUUCCAGGAUCAACAGCGUGUCAUCACAGUUCAGCGAUGGCGGUCCGGCCAUCAGCCCAUCAGCUCGCAGCAGCCUCUCCUCAUGGUCCGAAGAGCCGGCCCACUCCAACAUGGACAUCUCAACCGGUCACAUGAUACUGUCGUACAUGGAGGAUCACCUGAAGAAUAAAGACCGUCUGGAGAAGGAGUGGGAGGCGCUGUGCGCGUACCAGGCUGAACCCAACGCCCGCAGCGUGGGCCUGAAGGACGGCAACGCCAAGAAGAACCGCUCCACCGCUGUGGUGGCCUAUGAUCACUCCAGAAUCACCUUGAAAGCAGAGAGCAGCCAAGGCAACUCUGAUUACAUCAACGCCAGCCCGAUCAUGGAUCAUGACCCUAGAAACCCUGCCUACAUUGCUACUCAAGGCCCGCUGCCCUCCACGGUGGCCGAUUUUUGGCAGAUGGUGUGGGAGAAUGGCUGUGUGGUCAUCGUUAUGCUAACCCCGCUCGUUGAGAGCGGGAUGAAGCAGUGCUACCAUUAUUGGCCUGAUGAGGGCUCAAACCUCUACCACAUCUAUGAGGUAAAUUUGGUGUCUGAACACAUCUGGUGCGAUGACUUUCUGGUUCGUAGUUUCUACCUGAAGAACAUGCAGACCAAUGAGACUCGGACAGUCACUCAGUUCCACUUCCUGACUUGGCUCAACCAGAAUGUCCCGGAGAUGAGCCGCACACUUCUUGAUUUCCGCAGAAAAGUUAACAAGUGCUACCGAGGACGCUCGUGUCCUAUCAUAGUCCACUGCAGUGACGGCGCAGGAAGAACUGGAACCUACAUCCUGAUUGAUAUGGUCCUCAACAAGAUGGCCAAAGGUGCGAAGGAAAUUGACAUAGCAGCUACUCUGGAGCACCUGCGGGACCAAAGGCCGGGGAUGGUUCAGACUAAGGAUCAGUUUGAGUUUGCGUUGACGACAGUAGCAGAGGAGGUGAACGCCAUUCUGAAAGCUCUUCCACAGUAGGAGGAGGCUCCUCCUUCUGAAGCUCCUCCUUCUGAAGAACCUCCUUCUGCUCCUUUCCUAUCCCAUUCUGGAGUCAGCUUCCAGUCCUUCUCCUGCUCCUUCACUCUCUGUUCUUCUUUCUCCAUGUUCAUGUUUUUCUUCUUGUUCUCCUGAUUCUGAUGUUCAUUCUUUCUCUUCUGCAUCACCUCCUCUUUUUGUCUCCACUAGUUCAGGUACUAGAAUAGGACGUUUGUCCAUCCAUCUUUUCUGUGUCGUCACUUUAACUGCUAAAGAUGAAACAGUCAUUUUUAUAUUUGGAAAAUAACCAACAAAAACUUGGCAGGAUGCACGCGGCGAUCAGCUGGCGGGCAGCUUGGAAAUGUUUCUUGGGUCAGUUCUGUUCAGUAUCUGUGGAGCCCAACAGUCCAUCCAUUUGUCCCCACAAGAACUGACAGC